Molecule: messenger RNA, 3183 nt
Organism: Nymphalis io (European peacock)
Lineage: Eukaryota; Metazoa; Arthropoda; Insecta; Lepidoptera; Nymphalidae
Product: mucin-5AC-like
Exons: 2
Coding region: 1-3183 (1060 amino acids)
Source: RefSeq, a predicted model, not a curated record
AUGGAGGAUCGCUGUCACUUUUAUUUUAUUUUCGUCUUGAUAUUCAGUUAUAGUGUGAUAUGUGACGAUUGUGUUACUUUUGAUUUCGAAAAUGACUUUAAUAGUACGUUCAGUAAUGAAUUGGGAGUGUGUGUUACCCGAUUGAUGUGGAAUGUUGGAUAUUAUGAAAAUUUACCAAUCGAGAGCCCUGAUGCGAGCUCAAUCACUUACGUUUAUCCGAAUGAAAUUCUGAGUUGUGCUUCAUCUUUUAAAUUUUCAAUGUCAGGUAAUGGGAUUAUUGAAGUGAAUCUGUAUAUGGAACCAACCUCAAGCUCUGAUCAGAUUACGAUACUCGCGAAUCAGAUAGUAGAGGGUGGAAAUGACGCUGUUGUGGGGAAUUUAUUGAUCAUCGCUAUGGACCCUAAUUUUGUCAGCGGGUGGCGUACAGCCAGAAUGAAGCUGACUGGAUUCGGUACAUAUAACGGCUAUAUAUCAAUACUUGGAAUGGCGGCCAAAGAUUCAAUAGUUUUAGUUGAUUCAUUUCGAUACAUUCCGCCAGAAACUGUUGAAGAGGAAUGUAUCAUUUAUGAGAAAGUUGAAACAACAACUACAACUAUAACAACUAAGCCAGAAACUACAUCCACGAUGUCAGAUACGACUCUAUGGGAAUCAACAAGUGAUUAUCCAGAGAUUACUACAACCACUCAACCUGUAAUCACAACACAGAAUCCUGAACCUACAACGAUAUCACAGACAUCAGAAUCUGAAAUAACAACUGACGAUGAAACACAAUCAACUGUGUUUCCAACAACAGAUAACGAUUCAACAAUUACAAAUGGAGUUCCUGAAACAACAAUUACAAAGCCUGUGACGACAACAACGAUGUCACCGACAUCGGAAUCUGAAAUAACAACCGACGAUGGAACACAAACCACUGUGUUUCCAACAACAGAUAACGAUUCAACAAUUACAAAUGGAGUUCCUGAAACAACAAUUACGAAGCCUGUGACGACGACAACGAUAUCACCGACAUCGGAAUCCGAAAGAACAACCGAUGAUGGAACACAAACCACUGUGUUUCCAACAACAGAUAACGAUUCAACAAUUACAACUAGAGAUCCUGAAAUAACAACCGACGAUGGAACACAAACAACUGUUUUUCCAACAACAGAUAACGAUUCAACAAUUACAAAUGGAGUUCCUGAAACAACAAUCACGAAGCCUGUGACGACGACAACGAUAUCACCGACAUCGGAAUCCGAAAGAACAACCGAUGAUGGAACACAAACCACUGUGUUUCCAACAACAGAUAACGAUUCAACAAUUACAACUAGAGAUCCUGAAAUAACAACCGAUGAUGGAACACAAACAACUGUGUUUCCAACAACAGAUAACGAUUCAACAAUUACAACUAGAGAUCCUGAAAUAACAACCGACGAUGGAACACAAACAACUGUGUUUCCAACAACAGAUAACGAUUCAACAAUUACAACUAGAGAUCCUGAAAUAACAACCGACGAUGGAACACAAACAACUGUGUUUCCAACAACAGAUAACGAUUCAACAAUUACAAAUGGAGUUCCUGAAACAACAAUUACAAAGCCUGUGACGACAACAACGAUGUCACCGACAUCGGAAUCUGAAAUAACAACCGACGAUGGAACACAAACCACUGAGUUUCCAACAACAGAUAACGAUUCAACAAUUACAAAUGGAGUUCCUGAAACAACAAUUACGAAGCCUGUGACGACGACAACGAUAUCACUGACAUCGGAAUCCGAAAGAACAACCAAUGAUGGAACACAAACCACUGUGUUUCCAACAACAGAUAACGAUUCAACAAUUACAACUAGAGAUCCUGAAAUAACAACCGACGAUGGAACACAAACAACUGUGUUUCCAACAACAGAUAACGAUUCAACAAUUACAACUAGAGAUCCUGAAAUAACAACCGACGAUGGAACACAAACAACUGUGUUUCCAACAACAGAUAACGAUUCAACAAUUACAAAUGGAGUUCCUGAAACAACAAUUACAAAGCCUGUGACGACAACAACGAUGUCACCGACAUCGGAUUCUGAAAUAACAACCGACGAUGGAACACAAACCACUGAGUUUCCAACAACAGAUAACGAUUCAACAAUUACAAAUGGAAUUCCUGAAACAACAAUUACGAAGCCUGUGACGACGACAACGAUAUCACCGACAUCGGAAUCCGAAAGAACAACCAAUGAUGGAACACAAACCACUGUGUUUCCAACAACAGAUAACGAUUCAACAAUUACAAAUGGAGUUCCUGAAACAACAAUUACAAAGCCUGUGACGACAACAACGAUAUCACCGACAUCGGAAUCUGAAAUAACAACCGACGUUGGAACACAAUCAACUGUGUUUCCAACAACAGAUAACGAUUCAACAAUUACAAAUGGAGUUCCUGAAACAACAAUUACGAAGCCUGUGAUGACAACAACGAUAUCACCGACAUCGGAAUCUGAAAUAACAACCGAUGUUGGAACACAAACCACUGUGUUUCCAACAACAGAUAACGAUUCAACAAUUACAAAUGGAGUUCCUGAAACAACAAUUACAAAGCCUGUGAUGACAACAACGAUAUCACCGACAUCGGAAUCUGAAAUAACAAUCGACGAUGGAACACAAACAACUGUGUUUCCAACAACAGAUAACGAUUCAACAAUUACAAAUAGAGUUCCUGAAACAACAAUAACAAAGUAUGUAACGACAACAACGAUAUCACCGACAUCGGAAUCUGAAAUACCAACCGACGAUGGAACACAAACAACUGUGUUUCCAACAACAGAUAACAAUUUUCAAUCUACAUCCAAUAUAGAAACAACAAAAUCUGAUAUGACACCAGAGCCUGAUACUCCAGAUACAACACCAGGAACCAGUGGCACAAUCACAACUGACCACGAUGAUACAACAGAAAAGCCAAACUAUCCAGAAAAAACUGGAUUUUGGAAUGCAUUUACCAUAUCCAUGGUUAUCUUUCUAAUAUUAAUUAUUCUAAUUCUUACAGCUUUAAUAUCAUAUUAUAUUGGAAAAAGGAGAACUCGACGUGAUUCUCAAUUAACACUUACUGACUUUGAAAAUCUUCCUAGCUCGAUACAUAUUCCGAGGGUGUCAAAAGUUUGGACAAACUCAACGACGUUGCGAAAAUUGGCUACUAUCAUUAAAAUGGAAUAA